UGCAGAUGAAGGCCAAUAAUUUGUAGAUAAAUUGUUUUAACUAAUUAAAUGCUUGAAUGAAAAAGCAUUUCUGUUAUGUUUUUAUCAACUGCUUCUAUAGCAACAAGAAACUUAGGUGUUUUACUACAUAUUUCCUAUCUAUCGACAGAAAGGACUAAUGGAGGAUGUGCGAAAAGUUUUGAAAAAAUACGAUAAUCAGGAAAAACAAAUCGACGAAGAACUUGCUAUAACAAUUCAAGGUGCCUCAGGGGAUAAUUCCAACAAAACACAUAGAAGGGAUAAUCUCCCAACAACAGAAGAAGCCAAGACAAGAAAUAAGGGAAUUAUAAUGGAACUUGAAUCCAUAAAAGGCAAUUUACGAUCAAAGGCGAUAUUUAGUCCCAUUUGUUCAGAAAAGACUGCAGAAUCUUUUGAUGAUAAUAGUUUUUCAGGUAGUGAUAAAAUAAGCGACAUACGUUAUCAAUAUUAA
Messenger RNA from Agrilus planipennis (emerald ash borer), 469 nucleotides. RefSeq lists its product as uncharacterized. Lineage: Eukaryota; Metazoa; Arthropoda; Insecta; Coleoptera; Buprestidae. The record is from RefSeq and is a predicted model, not a curated record. The transcript has 3 exons. Bases 158 to 469 code for a protein of 103 amino acids.